Penicillium angulare is the source of this 2940-nucleotide messenger RNA. Its product is annotated as Zn(II)2Cys6 transcription factor. The record is from RefSeq and is a predicted model, not a curated record. Gene Ontology annotation, biological process: DNA-templated transcription; regulation of DNA-templated transcription. The transcript is spliced from 7 exons. NCBI's taxonomy places the organism in Eukaryota, Fungi, Ascomycota, Eurotiomycetes, Eurotiales, Aspergillaceae. Gene Ontology annotation, molecular function: DNA-binding transcription factor activity, RNA polymerase II-specific; zinc ion binding; DNA binding. The coding region runs from base 1 to 2940 and encodes 979 amino acids.
AUGAGCGCCCCUUCUCCCAAGAAGAAGAAUGGCGGCAACACCUCCGGUCCCCGGCAGAUUCGUUUUGUUGCUACUGAUGGUCAGCCGCAGACCAAACGUCGGCGCGUCAAUGCCGCCUGUUUAACCUGUCGCCGGCGCAAAAUUAGAUGUUCAGGUGAACAACCAGUAUGCAAAACAUGUUCCGACUACAAACAUGUUUGCUUGGGAUACACCGAAUCGACUGCCCACCUCCGAUCGCAAUCCGACUCGGCUUCACGAAUGCCGCCAGUCCCUCCCUUCGGCCCUAACGACCAAACAAAUCCUCACGACGAGCGAGCCGUAGAGAGCUGCUCGCCCGAACCAGGGUCCAAUAUAAGAUCAAAGCCUACAUCGAAAAUAAAACCCGAGCAGUCGCCGACGUCAAAAAAGUCAGAUUCUAAAGAUACCUCAUUAUCUCGAGAUACCUCGGCACGAGUUCAUAAAGAGAGCACAUCGCAAGCCGAUGGUGAUAGUCCCGAAAGCAAUUCACACUCUCCUUUACGGAGCCCUAAAACAUCCGAUCCCCCAACAGGACCAUCAGCACCCACGAUGGACAGCCAUGACAACAGAGACACUAAUACGAUUCCAUUUUACGACCGAGAUGACACACUUCCAGUAUCGGGCCUUGUCUCCCAUUUGAGCGAGCUCUUUUUUGCGCAUCUAGGAUGCAGUUUUCCGUUUCUUCAGCGUGAUAGGUUUCUUCAAGAUCUUAAGGAGAAGAAGAUCGAUACUAUGUUGGUAGAUGCCGUAUGCGCGCUGGCUGCAAGGUUUUCCCCACACCCAUUACUUGGCCCUCCGCAGGCGCAGCCCAUCGAUCGUUCGCAGCCGCCUGCCGAUAUCAAAAUGUGGGAUAAAGGACUGCCUUUUGCCCACCGAGCGAUAAGUGCCCUCGUGGAUUCACUAUCAUGCCCAACCCUAGCUGGUGUGAUGGCCUGUCUCCUGCUAGCUUAUGAGCAAUUCGGGUCGAAUCACGAUAGUGGUCUUUGGAUGUACCUGGGAAUCUCGAUUCGAAUGGCACAAGAUCUCGGACUUCAAAAGCACCAGGGUCUGAAGCACAACUAUGGACGAAAAGGCGUGACACCGAGUGAGGUUAUGACUGGCCAAGCUGGAACGCUGCGAGAGGACCAGUAUGAUGAUCCGGAUGUAUACAGUACCCAAACAAUUCCACCGGCCUUCGGUACAGAACGAGCCAGGGAGAGGGAACGUGUCGAUUCUUUCUGGAGCAUAUUCUUCUUGGAUCGGGUCAUCUCAUCUGGAACCGGUCGGCCUGUAACGUUGCGGGAUGAAGAUAUCGAGCUUUGCUUCCCACUGCAAUCUGAGUCACAGUUACCAAAUGGGUGGCCUUCACCGUUCCCGCCGCUUAUACGGGUUAUUCAUCUCUACGGAAGAGUGACUGAUCUUAUAAACGGAAUUCAAGAUGUCAAACAUGUCACCCCUGACACCCUUAAAAGGUUGGCUGGCAUGGAAAGUGACUUGACUGGUAUUUAUCAGCGCUUGUCUCCCAAGCUUCAUUUCAAUGCUGCCAACUUCCAAGCAUACGUGAAAGCCAAGGAAGGAACAAACUUUAUUCUUCUUCACUUCUGGUUUCAUACUCUCAUUGUUCUACUUCACCAGCCCACUUUGCUCAAUUCGUUUGGUGGCUCGAUACAACAUUUGUACCCGAACAGUCGUGAACUCUCAAUGUCAUCAGCCAAGACAAUUGCUGACAUUAUUUCCUUCUCGGAACUGGUCGAUGGGAAAAGCUUCAUUGGCAACCCAUUUACCAGCCAACCAAUGUACAUUGCAGCGUGCGCCUUCCUAAUGGAAAGUGCAUACUACUCGUCAUCAUCUUCCCGAGGAACGUCACCCCCACCACAGCCAUUAUUGAGUGGCCAAUCCAGCGGGUUUGUGCUGCCUACGAUGGAAUCAUCAAGCGGGCCGGAGCGUAAAUCUACCGCCAAACAUAUAUUGCUUGCCUCAGCUGCCAAAGAGAACUAUCAACGAUGCUACAAAGCAUUGAAAGGGUUGGAAGCGUACUGGGAAGGCACGGGGUACAUUUUGACAGUGCUGGACCAAAAGGCCAAGGGGAUCGUAGAUCCACUUCUCUACACUGCAGGGGAUAUCGAAAAUCCCGCGGGCGAUGGACAAUUUGGUGCCACUGGCUGGGGCCAACCACAAACUCCAGCAGACCGUGGUCAAAUGAGUGACCGAGCUGGCGUGGCUGAUGUUUCAUCCGAUGCCAAAUGGUCACGGGAGAUUGACCCAAGUCAAGCUAUUGGAUGGGCACUGACUGGAGCGACCAAUUCGUCUCAGCCUAAUCUGAGUCUCCUAUACCAGAUGCCAACGGCAGAUCAUCAAACACCUUCUACAAAAUCACCUUACUCCUCACAAUAUAGCCACAGCUACCCCACUGUACCUACAGUGACAACUGCUGGCGGAACCUCGACACCUUACUCGCAUCCUGUUACUGGCGGGCCCCAUGGGCCGUCUCUCACUACCAAUGCUAAAUACCCGCAAAUACCCACGCGAACGAUUGGCGCCGAAUCACCGUAUUACCUCGGUAUGAAUUCCCCGUACGCCGAGCCAGGAUCUAGGGCCGCUGCUUCGGCUCAGUCUAGCUUCAACCAGAGCCUUGCCUCUGCUCAGAUAGAUAGCCAGUCUUCCGCAUUCAGCUACCCCGUUUCAACUACAGCAGCAGCAGACCAACAUGGGAGCAGCGCACAUAUACACCCAUCCCUGCACGCCAAUCAUGGAGGCAUGAUGAUCGAAAGUCACGACGUCGACAUGAAUACGCUCCACCACCAGGAAUCAUUUCCAUUUUCAAACGGGGAAAUUUUGCCUUGGUUGGAAUAUCUGCCCCAAGAUGUCCUUAGUUUCUUUGGGGACGGCCAUAAUUACCCUCUCAUAAGCCCCGAUGAUACCGCACCUCGGCCGCCGCCGUAA